Cinara cedri is the source of this 706-nucleotide messenger RNA. The record is from the annotation of a GenBank genome assembly. NCBI's taxonomy places the organism in Eukaryota, Metazoa, Arthropoda, Insecta, Hemiptera, Aphididae.
AUGAAUAAACAAGUGUUAGGACAUUUUAAUAAAUUAUUGACAAAUGAAUUGACUUCUGUGCGUCAAUAUCUUUUGCACUUUGCAGUACUUGAGAAUCAUGGGAUUAAUACGCUUGCAAAAAAGAUGAAAAAUGAGCUUAAUGAAGAGCUUGAACAUGUAUGUAAGUUAGCGGAAAGAAUUUUAUUCUUGAGAGGAAUACCAAAUUUUCAGGAUACAAACAAAAUAUCAAAAUACGAUGGAAAUUUCACAAAAGACACAAUAAAAGAAAUUUUGUUAGAUAAUUUAAAAUUAGAAGAUAAGGGUAUAAGGGAUAUCAGAGAAGCAAUUUUUACUGCUGAAAAAGAAAAAGAUUUUGUUAGCGUGAUGCUCCUAGAAGAAUUAUUAAAAAAUGAAGAAGAACAUCUUCAUUGGCUUGAAAAACAGAUGGAUCUUAUCGCAUUAAUGGGUGUAGAAAAUUAUUUAAAAACACAGGUAUAAAGUGUUAAAAACAAUAGUCUUUGUUUUAAUCUUUACAAUUCUUUUUUCAUUAGGGUUAUGGCAGAUAUCUAGGUUAAACUUGAAGAAAAAUAUCAUAAAAAGCAUGAGCCUUCCAACGAUACAUCUGUUAAUUCAUGAUGAUCUUGAAAAGUUUAACUACCGGCAUGUCAAGAUCAAUGGAGUAUUAAGCAAUGUAGAGCUAUAUGUUUUUGCGGGACAACAUGGGUAU